This is a messenger RNA of Gadus chalcogrammus (walleye pollock), 7255 nucleotides long. RefSeq names its product zinc finger, MYM-type 2 (gene zmym2). The record is from RefSeq and is a predicted model, not a curated record. The transcript has 24 exons. Lineage: Eukaryota; Metazoa; Chordata; Actinopteri; Gadiformes; Gadidae. The coding region runs from base 11 to 4654 and encodes 1547 amino acids. Gene Ontology annotation, molecular function: zinc ion binding.
UGCCUUAGCGAUGGACGGGGAAUCAGAACCCAGGCCUGGUGCGGGGGAGGGGGCGGGGCCUCCCUCGCCACAGCCGCAAGCCACGCCCCCUGAGGCCCCGGAGGAGGCGGAGGCGGUUCCAAUGAUGACAGACGGGGAGGUCGGCAACGAGGACGACGACGACGACGACGUGGUGUUGGUGGGGGAGGGGGCCACUCCCGCCAGCCAGCCCGCUGCCGUAUCCACGGCAACCAGCCCACCUGCUGACGCCUCCAGCUCCUCCGCCAAGGCCGCCACUGCCACCGCGGGGGCUACGGUUGCCACGGAGCCCAUCGUCAUCGACGACGAGGAGGACUAUGAGCACAAGGAGGAGGGCUCCGGGGGCCCCACGGCGGAGGAGGAGGAGGAGGAAGAGGAGGAGGAGGAGGCCCCCGGCUCCCCCGCCGCCGCCGCCGCCGGGGCCCUUAGCAGCACAGAGCCCGACUCGCAAAUCAGGAUCGCCAGCGUCACCACGCUGGGCGAUGACCCCGCCCCCCUCUCCUCCUCCCCCACCACGGACGAGGCCCCGCCCCCCAAGCUCAUCGCAGCGGAGCUCCCGGCCGACAUGAAGCUGCUGAUCAGCGGGGUGACGUCGCUGCAGGGUGGGCCGCCGGCCGCCACAGCGGUGCCGGAGACUCCAGCAGGGGAGAACGGUCUUCAGAUCAGCAGCACAUUCAGCCUCAACACAGACUCCUCCUCCUCCACCUCCUCAACCUCCUCUAAGGCAAACUCCUCCUUCAACCCUGGGAGGGGAGCAGCCAACAGUAGCCAGCCUGUCUCUAACGGAGACACACACACACGCACAGACUCUUGGAUCUCCCAGUCAGCUUCGUUCCCUCGGAACCAGAAGCAGGGCGGGGUGGACUCCCCCUCGCCGGCCCCCUCGCUCCCUAAACCUCAGGGCCAGUCUUCCUCCUCUAACGCCGCCGCCCAGCCCCCGGCGCCGCCCCGGACCGUCAAGGUGACCUGUGCCAACUGUAAGAAGCCCCUGAAGAAGGGCCAGACGGCCUACCAGCGCAAAGGCUCCACCCACCUGUUCUGCUCCACCACCUGCCUCUCCGCCUUCUCCCACAAGCCCGCCCCCAAGAAGACCUGCACCAUGUGUAAAAAGGACAUCACCACUAUGAAGGGGACCAUCGUGGCCCAGGUGGAUUCCAGCGAGUCCUUCCAGGAGUUCUGCAGCACGGGCUGCCUGGGGGCCUACGAAAACAAGCAGAACCCCCCCAAGACCGCCAUCAAGACCAAGUGCACCGUCUGCGGCAAGCUCACAGAGAUCCGGCACGAGGUGAGCUUUAAGACGGUGACCCACAAGAUCUGCAGCGACGCCUGCUUCAACGUGUACCGCAUGGCCAACGGCCUCAUCAUGAACUGCUGCGAACAGUGCGGAGACUACCUGCCCAACCGCGCCACGGCCAACCACGCAGUGCUGGUCGACGGCCAGCAGAAACGCUUCUGCUGCCUCAACUGCAUCAAGGAGUUCAGACAGGUGAACAGUAAGCUGUCCAGCUGCUCCAGCUGUAAGACCCUGAUCAAGACGGGGGAGGUCCUGCAUGGCGUGGGGUCCUCAGGGGUCAUGGGGUCGUUCUGUUCGGCUUCCUGUAUGAGCAAACCCAAGGUCGCCACGCCCCUGGUCCUCAACGCAGAGCCCACGUGUCACUUCUGCAAGAGGAUUUCCUUGCCGCAGUUCCAGGCCAUGCUGCCAGAGGGCGACGUGCUCAGCUUCUGUAGCUCCCAGUGUGUCACCAAGUUCCAGAAUGCUGCCGUUGAGACGGUUACCAACGGGCAGCCGCCGGUCGGCACGGCGACCAACAGCAUCCAGCUGAAGUGUAACUACUGCAGAGGAGCCUUCAGCCUGAAGCCUGAGAUCCUGGAGUGGGAGGACAAGGUGCACCAGUUCUGCAGCCGGAGCUGCUGUGAGGACUACAAGAAGCUCCACUGCAUCGUCACCUUCUGUGAGAACUGUCAGGAGGAGAAGACCCUCCACGACACCCUCAACAUCUCCGGGGUCAAAAGACCCUUCUGCAGCGAAGGCUGCAAGCUGCUCUUCAAGCAGGACUUCAUCCGGCGGCUGGGCCUGAAGUGCGUCAGCUGCAACCACUGCAGCCAGCUGUGCAAGCGCAGUGUGACGCGGCAGCUGGGCGGCAUGACGCGCGACUUCUGCAGCGAAGCCUGCGCCAAGAAGUUCCACGACUGGUACCACAAGGCGGCGCGGUGCGACUGCUGCCGGGUGCAGGGCAACCUCACGGAGUCUGUCCACUGGAGGUCUGAGAUGAAGCAGUUCUGUGACCAGAAGUGUCUCCUGCGCUUCUACCUGCAGCAGAACCAACCCGUCAUGGUCACGCAGAAGGGACCGGAGAACAUCAGCCUCGGCGUCGAGGUGCAGGGGGCUAAACUUGGGAUGCUGAGCCAGGGCUCUAUGGUGUACCCGGGCCUGCUGCGUGACGUAAAGAACAAGGCUGUCCUGUGUAAACCUCUCACCCUGACCAAGGCCACCUACUGCAAACCCCACAUGCAGAGCAAACCACUGCAGACAGAUGCGGACGACGGCGUGAAGCGGGAGUUCAUCCCCGUGCCCAUCCCCAUCCCCGUGUACAUCCCGGUGCCCAUGUGCAUGUACGCCCAGCUGACGCCCUUGCCCUUCUCCCUGCCCUUCCCCGUUCCAGUGCCGGUGUUCCUACCCAGCUCCCAGCAAGGGGUGGACCAACUGGUCCAGAACAUCACAGACCUGAAGACCAAAGUCCUCCAUGAACCUCUGGAGACCCUUAGACCAGAACCCUCCCAAGACAACCACAAACCAGUUUCAGAAGUAAAACCUCUAAAGCUGAUGAAGGAGCGUGGAGCCGGAGAGUCCUCCUACUCAUCGUCCUCCUCUUGCUCAGGCAGUGUGAGUGAGGAAGAGGGGGAUGAAGAGAAGUACAACCUUGAGAUGGACCUGGAGAAAGACUUCCCACAAGGUCCAGACUCCGACCACAAGGCCACCCAGGAGGACCUAGAGGAGGACAUGGACUCCACGCCUCCCCCUGCCCUGCACAAGGAGAAGGAGAAGGAGGACGAAGAGAAGGAGGAGAAGGAGGAUGAGAAAGGGAAGGAGACGGAGGUGCAGGAAGAGAAGGAAACAAAUGUAAUUGAAGAGGAGGUGGAGGAGAAGAAGGAAGAUAAGGGGGAGGAGGAAGAGAAGAAUGAAGACGAGGAGAUGGAGGAGGAGAAGGAGACUCAGGAUAAGGUGGGGGAGAAAGAGGAGGAGCUGAAAGAGAAGGAAGAGGAGGAGCCGAAAGAGGAGGAGGAGUCGAAAGAGAAGGAGGAGCUGAAAGAGAAGGAGGAGCUGAAAGAGAAGGAGGAGCCGAAAGAGAAGGAGGAGCCGAAAGAGAAGGAGGAGCCGAAAGAGAAGGAGGAGCUGAAAGAGAAGGAGGAGCCGAAAGAGAAGGAGGAGCCGAAAGAGAAGGAGGAGCCGAAAGAGAAGGAGGAGCCGAAAGAGAAGGAGGAGCCGAAAGAAAUGGAGGAGCUGAAAGAGGUGGUGGAGAAAAAGAUGGAGGAAGUGCCUCCCGUCCCUCAGGCCAGGAGACAGGGUCACAAGCGGCGUGCGGUAGAGGCGGGAUCCGUCCCUGCGUCGCCGUCCUCCGUGCAGACUCGUGGUCGGCGUGGGAGGCAGCGGCGCGUCCCGCUGCGGGCACGCUACGGCCUCAACGCCUGGAGACGCUGGGCACUGUCCCCCGCUGACCAAUCACACGACUCCAAAGAGCCGGACAGCGCCACACCAGCAGACGGGACCCGGUCCAGAGCAGACCUGCUGUCCCUGAGUCCAGAGGAGCUGUGCGUCUCCCUGAGCCGCUUCGUGCAGGAGGUCAGCCGGCCCUGCGGGGGGCGCUACUCCCCAGACAGCAUCCUCUACCUUUGCCUUGCCAUCCAGAAGCAUCUGAAUGCUAAAGGACGUAAUGACGACCUGUUUGGAGACCCAUGCUACCGGCGGUUUGGAGAGGAGUUGGACCGGAUCUUGACGGGCUGGCAGCCCAGUCUCCUUCCUGAUGGCUCUGCGUGGGGUCGUGUGGAGGAGGACUCUCUGUGGCGGAGCCGGCAGCUGGGGGAGCACAGCCCGACCUCCCUGCUCCUCUCCCUGGUCUUCCUGAACACCAAACACCUGGGCUUCCGCUCCGUGGACCAGCACCUCCGUCUCGCAUUCACCGAUGUCUACGGCCCCGACGACCAGCUUCCUCUUACCAAGGAGACCGCCGUCUGCAUCCGCGUGCCCGCCCUCUCUCAGGAACUACCCGGCUGCAGGAAGAGGAAGCGCCAGGCAGAGGAUGAAGACGCCGACGACCUCGAUGAGGCGUCAGGAAGCUCCGCCCCUCGGAGUCCGUCUCACCUCGAACGCGAGCGACGCCUCUAUGAACUCUACAGAACCAAAUGUCCGUCGUCGUUACGGGACAGCUCGAGCGGGUUCUACGUAAGGCCAGUUCCGGGCGCUGGCACCGAAGACCCCCUGUGGUUCAGCUCGGAGCCCCUGGAACAGAGCGCUUUGGUGUCCCUACUUACCCGUGUCCUCGUAGUGCGGGAGGUCUACUCAGACAAACAACGGCACCCCCUACUGGCGGAAGAGGAGGAGGAGGUGGAAAUGACAGCCCCGGACCCUACAGUCUGACCUCUUCACCCAGGGGACACUCUGCGCCAAGCCCCUCCCUCUCCAAACCAUCGUCCUGUUGAGGAACAUGAGGACUGUCUAAGAGGAAGAGGUUGUGUGGUACUCGCUGUCAUCUUCCUUUCUGGGGGGGAACCCACCCCAAGCCACAUCUUGUGUUCCUCUGCUCAGAAUAGUAAAAUGGCGGGAAGUGUGAUGGGAGACGAGGCGCCGCACUGAGAUCCUUUCUGGGUCCCCUGUUUUUCUAGGACUGAAAGCGACACCCACAGCCUUGUGUCUGUAGGGCGCCCAGAGCUCAACCUUCCUUCAACAGGUGCACUCUCUCCCAAGACGGCUGCUCUGGUGGAGGCAGCAAGAGAAGACGCCUACCUCCCUUUCCUCUCCCCUGGCCUGUUCCUAUACCUUCAACGCCUAGCAGCACACCCACUAACGGCGUGCAUACGUGUGUCCGUAGUACAUCUGCAUUGUAAACAGGGGUUUCAGUGUUUGACAUCGGCCUAAAUGAGGCGUAAAACCUGUCGUCUGCGCCCAACGCUAACAGAAAUGACAACCGGUCAGCAAUAUCCCCUCCUGCUUAUCACUAUCACCACCACCACAACGUCACUUGUUCAACCCCUUUAACCAUUAACCCGGAUCUCAGGUCAGCUGCACCCCAUGACUCCCGGUCGCCCUAGCCAGAUAUUAAGGACUUCCUGUCAUAAGUCUCCCCUGUUUGGCUGGCAGAGCUAGCCGCUCUGCUGUGUGUUGUUAGAAAGAUUAGGACCAUGUAGCAUUAAGUUCUUACUAAGGCUGCUGUGAAGCGUGUGUGUGUGUAAAUAUAUAUUCCACAAUUCCUCAACGACGGUGCGGCGUUAAAUGAACCCAAACGAAGCUUGAAGACUAUCCUCCCAAAAAGCCUAAAAACAUGCCUAAGUGUGUGUUUUUCAUUUUGUGUAGUUAUUAUUUUGCGUGUACAGAGCGCACAUUUGUGCCCCGUUGAGAGCGCAGUGUGUUGGUGUCAUGUCUCACCACCCCCUCCCAACUCUCCCAGAGUGCUUUGCUCCCAAUAGGAUGCUGUAUUAGAUGAGGAGUGUUGCCCCGGCAACGCAGCAUGCUGCGGGACUGUCUAGAGAACUGAUUUUGAUUUGAGUUUCUCUCCUUUAUCAACUGGUGUGUCACUCAUGUAAACUUCAACCUCCAAAAACAAUCUUUGUUCCUUUUUUUAUUUGGAUAUUUCUGUUUAAAAAAAAAAGGGUAUGGCACCUGCUUGUUAAAAUAAUGAAGUUCAGAGUUUUAUUUUGAGGGUAUGUUCAAAGAAGUCGAGCCUUGUUUAAUAAUGAAGUGGAGAUGUAUUUUAUGAUAAAGGAUUUUGUUUGACAUUGAUCUUCCUCUGGUUCCGCUUGCAACAGUCUUCAAACACAUCAACUUCCUCUUUUAGAGCGCUUCUGUUCUGCAGUUACCAUGGUUACUCACAGAACCAUUCUGUCCAUUGUUUGAUCUGAUUAUAAUUCACUCAUUAAAGAGCUCGCUAAUAGUUAGCCCACAUAUAUACUGUAUUUCAUUUCCCAUUGUAACGUUACAGGAAAACACGUGUGUGAGGUAUAGCCCUUGGUUCAGGAUCUAGCCUAUCAGAGGGGUUCCCUCCUACCUUCAUCUGGGUGGCUGCAAGAUGGCUGACCAGGCUCCCGAUCUUUCUGCUAGUAGGGGUGAGAGUUGGAGGGUUCUUCCUGCGAUGCCUAUGUGAAUGUGCCUACCUGUAAAUACUGAGGAGUGUUGGUGUCUUAAGUCUGAUGCUGUGUGGGCUGGUCUGCCAAAACGUUAAAUAAAAUGCUUCAUUUCUUACCUGAACUGUUUUCUCCUUGUGGUUUGUUCAGUCGUAACAAAUGAAUGCAAUAUGUUGCAAACCCAUGUGAGCUCCUUAAAUACCUUCGGUAGGGAGCCGUGAUGGGACUUUUAAGAUUGGAAAUGUGUGCGAUGUGCUGGUGUUAAAGGGAAUUAAACUAUUAAACUCGAGCAGAGAAACAUUCUGUCUGAUGGAAAAAGUCUUCCACCUGAAACAUCUUCAAGCGAGUUAGUUUUCCCUUUCCAAAAUCCCUUUGGAAGAGUCUUCAAGGCUCCAUUGGGACAAAUACUUCACAUGAAAUGGUUUGGGGAAUUAGGAAUAAAAUGUAUUUUAAAAACAGACCAGUCAUUGCAAGCAGUUACAAUGAUAAUGUAGACUUUAAAGCAAAAAUGACGAUGCUUUAAACCAUGGCCUAACUCACCUUUACUCAAACACCACACAACUAAUUUGAAUAUUAAUACAUAACUUAAUUUGGUCCAACUGAUUUAUUGGCUGGUCAGUUUUCACCAGAGUUGCACAAUCCUGCCCUGCCUGGUAUCCCGUUUCCUUUGACGUGAUCGAACAAGCAUCCCCAUGUAUAAGAUGACCAUGGUUCCAGGUAGGUUCAGUGACAUCAGUAAUGACCUGAUGGCACCAAGGGAUGAUGUCAUAUGGCUCCAAUUUCAGCCCGUCCAAGGCUGAUACACGAGGGGGGGCUGUUACCCGAUGUUAGUCCCUAAUAUUGAUUAAAGCAGUAACAUUAGUAAAAACACUUUGCUUGUUUAUAUUUAAUUUUCCUUUCA